Molecule: messenger RNA, 558 nt
Organism: Candida tropicalis MYA-3404
Lineage: Eukaryota; Fungi; Ascomycota; Pichiomycetes; Serinales; Debaryomycetaceae
Exons: 1
Coding region: 1-558 (185 amino acids)
Source: RefSeq, a predicted model, not a curated record
AUGCCAAUUAGCCAUUACAUCAAACAGUUCCAAGAUACUUUACUACUAUUUUUCCAAGACUUGGUGAUAAGAUUAUGCACAAUACUUGACGAAGUUCCUUUACUACAUGAGGACAGACACAAAGCCGCUUCCGUGGAGUUGAUAUCUUCAUAUAACACGACUCAUGAGUUUGAAAGUAAUAAUUUUGUAGAAGAAGGGAAUACAUCUUCAGCAGAUUUGAUUUCUAUCUGGAUAUUUGUGGCAACGUGUACAUUGGGUAUUUUGAUAUUGAAAAGGGGAUUGGAUUUUAUUCGAGGAGUUUUGUCAAGCAGUAAUCCUAACAGUUCGGUAAGAGAUAGUGUUAAAAACCAAAACUCAAAGAGACCAAGCACUUCUUCGAUUUAUUAUGAUCUACCUUCAAAUUUGGGGCCAUAUUCAAAACAAAGCUCGCCUGUUAAAAGUAAACAUUUCAUGGAGACCUACAAAGGCAAAGGUCCUGUUUCGUUUCUAUUGGACACUACAACAGGAUCAACAAUGGACGUCGAGCUGGUGAGUAUAGAAGGGAAUCGUUGGACUUAA